Messenger RNA from Epithele typhae, 546 nucleotides. RefSeq lists its product as uncharacterized. The coding region runs from base 1 to 546 and encodes 181 amino acids. Gene Ontology annotation, molecular function: nucleotide binding. Gene Ontology annotation, cellular component: RNA polymerase III complex. NCBI's taxonomy places the organism in Eukaryota, Fungi, Basidiomycota, Agaricomycetes, Polyporales, Epitheliaceae. The record is from RefSeq and is a predicted model, not a curated record. The transcript has 4 exons. Gene Ontology annotation, biological process: transcription initiation at RNA polymerase III promoter.
AUGGAGGUCCUCAAUCACCGCGCGGCGCUGCUGUCCAACUAUGAAGUAUUGACGCUCCUUCGCGAGCUGGAGGGCGACCACCUUGCCCGCACCAAGACGGCUCUUCGUAUCAAAAAGGAGGAUGAGGCGGCGGGCCUUGCUCCAAAAUACCAGAACCCGGCGGAUGACAUCUCCGAGAACCUGCGGACAGUCGAGGUAGAGUGGGAUCUCACAAAGGCUGAGAAGCUCCAGGUUGUGAACUUGGCACCCACUGAGGCUGUGGAGCUCUACGUGAUAGUGGAAGAGUUCGAAGAUCGCUUUGGAGAACGUAUGGACGACAUGCUCAACGCCGUCAAAGGCUCCUUGCAAGAACUUGCCGCAAAAGGCACUGUCAAUGGCGAUAAUUCGCAGGAGAUGCAAGCGGAAACCGUGGUAUAUUCGGAAUACCAAGAGGAGUACAACGAUCCGGGUAAUUGGGGUACCUUCGAUCCGACCGAAGUGGUCUUUGACGACAACGGCGAGGGCGUCGGCAUUGAAGGUGACCUCGACGUUGAGGAUGAUGGAUGA